UGCAAUUUCGUAGUCAGCUAUGUGUCAAAUGAAAAAAUAUAUUAUUGUUUAAAAAAUCGAGGCUCAAAAGAAAAUUAGUCGUAAUAUAUUUAGAAAUUUACCUAAAAUGUCGACAGCAAAAGUGGUGGCAACAGCAGCUGUGAAAGCUGCAGGAAGAAAAUUAACUGCUUCACGUGCUGCAUUAACACUGACUCCAGCCGCUGUGAAUCGUGUAAAACAGCUUUUAAGUGAUAAGCCUGAUAUUGUUGCUCUUAAGGUUGGCGUAAAGCAAAGAGGUUGCAAUGGACUUUCAUACACACUAGAUUAUGCAAAAGCAAAAGACAAACUUGACGAAGAGGUUGUACAAGAUGGUGUGAGAAUAUUGAUCGACAAAAAGGCUCAACUAUCCCUUCUCGGAACUGAAAUGGAUUUCGUAGAAAAUAAAUUAUCAGCAGAGUUUGUUUUUAACAAUCCUAACAUCAAAGGAACGUGUGGAUGCGGCGAAUCGUUCAGUUUAUAAAUAAGCUAAGCUUAUGUUAUCAAAUAUUAUAAAAUAUUGGCAUAAUUAUUUUCAAAAAUAACUUACGCUUAACUCAUUGUUUUAGAAUAAAAAGGAUUAGUUUACUUUCAACUGAA
Contarinia nasturtii (swede midge) is the source of this 615-nucleotide messenger RNA. It is a transcript of the gene MagR, whose product is annotated as iron-sulfur cluster assembly 1 homolog, mitochondrial. Bases 107 to 499 code for a protein of 130 amino acids. The record is from RefSeq and is a predicted model, not a curated record. Gene Ontology annotation, molecular function: 2 iron, 2 sulfur cluster binding. Lineage: Eukaryota; Metazoa; Arthropoda; Insecta; Diptera; Cecidomyiidae. Gene Ontology annotation, biological process: iron-sulfur cluster assembly. The transcript has 4 exons. Gene Ontology annotation, cellular component: cytoplasm; mitochondrion.